Molecule: messenger RNA, 2544 nt
Organism: Rhipicephalus microplus (southern cattle tick)
Lineage: Eukaryota; Metazoa; Arthropoda; Arachnida; Ixodida; Ixodidae
Product: innexin inx2
Biological process (GO): phototransduction
Cellular component (GO): plasma membrane; gap junction
Molecular function (GO): gap junction channel activity
Source: RefSeq, a predicted model, not a curated record
UUUUCCCGCCAGCCGCAGUCGAAGGGGCCGCUGCGCUCCGGCAACAAGUGUCAGUUGCGCUAGAAGUUGGCGAACGCUUUGCAAGCGUGCUUCACCAGCCGCUGCUUUUAUUUUCUUUGUUUUUUCUCGUGAGUGCGUGGCAGCCGGAGGAGGCGCGGCGAAGCGGCUGCAGCCAUGGAUCAGCUCUUCGGGAACCUGAAGGGUUUCUUCAAGACCGACUUCACGGUCAUCGACAACAAUGUGUUUCGGCUGCACUACAAGGCGACGGUGUGCAUUCUCAUCGCCUUCAGCAUCUUGGUCACGGGCAGGCAGUACAUCGGUGACCCCAUCGACUGCAUCAGCAAAGACGCGGUGCCGCCUAACCUGCUGGACACCUUUUGCUGGAUACACACCACCUUUUCGCUCACUGACGCCUGGCACAAGAAAGUGGGCGUCCAAGUGCCUUACCCCGGCGUGGACAAGUACACGCCGGGCGAGAAGCGCGUCUACCAUGCCUACUACCAGUGGGUCUGCUUCGUACUCUUCCUGCAGGCCGUGCUCUUCUACGUGCCUCGCUACUUUUGGAAGGCUGUCGAAGGCGGCCGCGUCAAGAACCUCAUCCUGGGCCUCAACAACCCGAUCCUACCCGAGGAAGCCAAAGAAAACAGUCGCAAGUUGCUUGUCGAGUACCUGACCAUCAACCUGAACAACCACAACAUAUUCUUCUACGGAUACGUGGUGGCCGAGGUGUGCAACUUCGUCAACGUCGUCGGCCAGAUGUUCCUCAUGGACAUGUUCCUCGGCGGUGAGUUCUCCAGCUACGGUUCCAAGGUGCUGCAGUUCACCGAGUGGGACUGGUCCGUGCGCUUCGACCCCAUGAUCAAGGUGUUCCCCAGGCUAACCAAGUGCACAUUCCACAUGUACGGUUCCUCGGGCGACGUGCAGAAGCACGAUGCCAUGUGCAUCCUGCCCAUCAACAUCAUCAACGAGAAGAUCUACGUGUUCCUCUGGUUCUGGUUCAUCAUCCUCGCCGUGCUCUCCGGUGUGGUGCUCAUUUACAGGGCCUUCGUCAUCUUCCUCCCGCAGAUCCGCUUCAUGGUCCUCCGACGCCGCGCCAAGCUCGCCAACAAGGACUACGUGGAGCGCGUCUGCGACCGCUGCAAGCUCGGCGACUGGCUCAUUCUCGACCUGCUCUGCAAGAACAUGGAUCCCGUCAACUUCCGAGAUCUCAUCAACGACUACGUGCGACGCCUCGACCACAAGAGCAUCGACAACGCGUAAACGCUCGACUACGGCCGCUGUCUCUCUCGUGUGCGUUCCUUUUCUCGAAUACCGACGACUGAACGACGCCGCGUCUUGCGGUUUCGGGCACGAUGAUUUGUAGCCGACCUUGACCACUGGCAAGUCCGUACCUAUUCAUUCUUUUUUUUUUUUUUUCGUGAACUCGGCAGCUCGAGCUCUCUGUCGGUAUGAACGCGCUCCUUCGAGGGAGACAAAAGACAAGAUGGCGUUUUGCCAUCUGGAGCCAGUAAUCUAGCCGAACUACUUUUGACAUGAGCUGCCUUUCACAGCGUGCCUUCAGGCAAGGCAUUUGAAGUGCCAAGAUGAUGAUGAUGGAGGGAGCAAUAUCAGAGCUGCCUAUGCUGCCACUGUUGUAUUUUUUUGUACGUGAGUUGUUACUUCGUGUAAUCACUGUCACGGUAGCUGUGAGCCUAGGAACAAAUUUACAUCACACGCAAUUAAAAACUAGAACAAGAUAGGGACAGUCUGCUGUGUUUGUAUGCUGUUCGUGCAUUUUGUCAUAAUCUUUUUUUUUUCUGUCAUUGUUCUGUCAUCAAGAAUCUCUAUGCGACGUCGUUUACGACUGCUGCUUGAAGUACAAGCAUCUUGUUUGUCUAUUUUCUUUUUUUAAGCGUAAGUGUUGCAAUCUAUACUCUCCGCGAUGAGGGAAAGCAAUAUUUUCGUUUUUUUUUUUUUCAUGUUACUCAGUGCCUUUUGGGAACAACAAGAAUCCGAAGUCUUCCAUAUGUUUAUUGUGCAUUUUCUUGCAGCUUGGUCUCUUAUUUAACGUUGCACAGAGACUUCGUUUGCAAGUAUUUCCUCCCUCCCCCCCUUUUUUUUUAUUUCUGUCCUUUAGAGUCGCCUUUUUUUCCCCCAUAACAUGAUGAUUUGUUGUUGGAGAUGGUGUCUUGUUUCUUGCAUUUCGUCAGUUUAUUUUUGUACAUGUUUACACUGGCGUGCGUUAUACAAUGCCAGAUAGUUCUGUCUCGCUCUCCGGCUGCACGGAGAACAAGAAAAGUGCCUUGCCAAACAUUUCUUAAAUACUAUUUUUGUACGGUACUGCACUUUCUAGUUGCGCGAAGCAUAACUUGUUAAGCGAGGAGGAUUAUGUACUGCCAGGGCGUCGUUCAAAUGCUUUAUUUUUGUACUGUACAUCAAGGUCUGUAAGAUAGCGAUCGGUUAAAAAAAAUUUGUGUGUGAGUGCGUGUAUACGUGGAAGUGUCACAAAAAACAAAUGUCUGGCUGAUCAUGGUGCGAUGAAUAAAUGUUAUACGACGUUUCUGA